AUGGCGGCCAUGGCGACACCAGAACCCAAUGCUCCCACAUUGGAGCAGAAGUCUGCGUCCCCCGAGGUGUCUAGGGAACAAAAGACUGAGCUCAAUGGGCAUAAAUCGGCGAGCCCUAAAGCGGUCGACGACGACACGGCGCCCAAACUUAAUGGUAGCGCAAGCAAACCGGAGAGCAACGGAACGAACGGAGUAACCGAGACCAACGACGAAGCCUCUUCCGACAAGCCCGACGACCCUUCUGCAUCGAAAGCCGACGAGGAAGCCCCCAAGCCCGAAGCAAAGUCAGCCUCUCCAGCCCCUAAGGCUGAGGGGUCUACUCCUGCGCCUGAGUCGAAACAGGACGAGGAUAUUGACAUGUCCGACGCGAAACCUACCGAACCCUCCGCCCCCUCGCCCAACGAACAGAAGCCAGAUACCUCCGCUGAGGAGCCUGUGUCGAAACCGACCGAAGGAGAGCCUGAAGAGAAGGCUGCCGACAAGGGGAGUCUAUGA
This is a messenger RNA of Parascedosporium putredinis, 495 nucleotides long. The record is from the annotation of a GenBank genome assembly. NCBI's taxonomy places the organism in Eukaryota, Fungi, Ascomycota, Sordariomycetes, Microascales, Microascaceae.